GCGAACUCGGUGUAACAGAAAACGGAAAGCAUAGCGGAGAUACCGGAUCUCACAUAAGACAGGAUGAUGGCGGGACCAGCAACUUCGUUAGCUUGAAGCUUGAAGGCCAGUGAGGACGAAAAUACCGGCGCCGACGACGGCCCCACUUCCGAACCAGAUGAGAUCCCACCAUGUGAGGUUUAUCUUCGUCUCAUGGUUGCUCCUGGCCUUGAUCUCAUGGAGCUCAGCGCGCGGUCUCCAGAGAUGGGGUCAGGAGCCGGUCCAUGAACCGGUGUGGAGUUUCGCUAAGUGCUUCGAUAUAAUUCCCCAUGCUCCUGAAGGACUCCUCUGGAAGAAAAUCAUGUUUCAGGCUUCGAUUUAUCCCACUUUCACCUCCUGCUCCACCGCCUACUUCCAUCCUAAAUUUUUCGCACACAGAAUGGCAAAAUUAGUAUCCUCAGCUGUGCUUUUCUUUGCAUAUCUCGGUUUUGAUUCUGUCUCAACAAUGGCUGAAGAGACUAAAAACCCUGCGCGAGAUAUUCCUAUUGGUCUUGUUGGCUCAAUGACGAUUACCACCGCUGCAUACUGUCUGCUUGCUAUAACAUUAUGCCUUAUGCAACCAUAUCAGCAGAUUGAUAAGGAUGCCCCAUUUUCUGCGGCAUUCCAAGCUGUAGGGAUGAAUUGGGCCAAGUAUAUCGUUGCUGCCGGCGCAUUGAAGGGCAUGACCACUAUUUUGCUUGUCGGUGCCGUCGGUCAAGCCAGAUAUCUCACCCAUAUUGCUCGUACCCACAUGGCAAACUUGUUCAUAGCAAUGGAAGCUGAUGGCAACCAAGGAACCAAAUGGUUAAACCUCAUUUGCGUAUUCCAAAACUCGAGCUAUCCAAUAUUUCAAAAUUUGAACAAGAAAAUUUCUACUUUAAAUUCUCGAUUCAAAUCAAUUGACACAUACAGACUGUUAUUUUCUUUAUUCCAACCAAACAGAUGAGUGAAAAUGGAGAACAGUUAUCUCGUAUUCAGUUAAAACGGAGAAGAAACUAGCAGAUCCAUU
This is a messenger RNA of Rubroshorea leprosula, 1027 nucleotides long. NCBI's taxonomy places the organism in Eukaryota, Viridiplantae, Streptophyta, Magnoliopsida, Malvales, Dipterocarpaceae. The record is from the annotation of a GenBank genome assembly.